Molecule: messenger RNA, 4744 nt
Organism: Amoebophrya sp. A120
Lineage: Eukaryota; Dinophyceae; Syndiniales; Amoebophryaceae
Source: the annotation of a GenBank genome assembly
AAGAUUAAGUGAACAUGAGUUGAUGUCAGCUUGACCCAACCUUAACGAUGAUGUAAGAUAAUGCGAAGAAGGAACACGCCAACGCCUGUCGUGCUUAAUAUGAGUCUGACAGCGUAGGACCCGCUCCACCAGCAUUUUUAUUGAUACGACGGGACUCGCAGAACUCACUCGUCGAGCUGUCGCUGCAGACGGCGCCGCGCGAUGGCGCACCGGGGCUGCAGCUUUUUCGACGCCCAAAAAACACUCCCAGCGACUACUAGAGCGGGUAAAUGCGACGGACUACACGGACUGCAACUACUGAUGCCGCCGAGAGUUUUUCUGCUGCUGGUGGCUGCCAGCAAUCUGUUUUCCGCCGCCAGUGCGUCAUUCCUGCAAGAAAAUGCUGACAGCCUGCACAGUGAAACAGCAGCUGCCGAACUGAAGCGACGUGCUCGUGCAAAUGAACAACAGGAAGGUGGCAUAACGAUCAAGGACGCGUCAACGCUGAGCGUGAAGAAGCGCAAUCAUAACAAGGUGGAGAGAGUAAACGCCAGCACGCUGAGGCAGAAGAAAAUACUACCGGGAUGUAUAGAAGAAGUUGAGUAGUUGUUGUAGUUCAACCAUUUUUUUCGAGCGAUGAUUCCCACAUUUGAUCCUGAAGUGAUGUAUCUUGGUUGUGGUCUGCUCGUGCUGCUUGUCUUCCAUGGUUUGAAAUUUCACCCUUUCGAACCAACCCAACAGCGCUACUCCGAACCGGUUUCUGUAUCGCGUCAAAAACGAUGUGAGGACUCAUGUUGGCAAGUCGAAGGAUAAAAGUUUAUCAUUAGCCGACGCUUUUGUGAAGCUCAAGCUUUUGCCUUGUGGUUGUGCAGCUGCAACGACGAGAACGAGAGUCGUAGUCUUGCCAACACUAAGCACUUCUCAGGUUGCUCUACAAAAUUCGAUAAUUUGACUUGAUGCACAUGACUUCGCAUUAUUUUAACUGCAUACCACCUACGGAAAGAUCCCUGGCAGAUAAUGAAUUGACGAAAGCAGCGUCCGAUUUGGGGAGCAAAUACGGUACCUUGUUUCGACCUUCACUUUCGUGAUAUCGAUAGAGGUUUUCGCGCAGUAUUGCCAGGAGAGUCAAGAGUCUUAAGGAGCUCGCGCUCGUGAAUAUACAAAGAUAUGCGAUCAAAAAAUUGAUGAAAAAACAACAACACGAAGCGCAACAUGAAGAAUUCAAGGUACGAUCGACACCAGCUACACAGAGCGCACCUUCCAGCUGUGCCCUAUGCCACGCAAGUGAUCGUACAGGAUAGUGCCUGUGGUUACCAUCCCCGCUCGAUUGAGCUACUACUUGCAAAAAUGUUCCUACAGACAACAUCCAUAUAGCGGGUUCUGAUUGGAAGGUUGUAUGGAACAACAGGCCUAUUUUCUUCCCAUACACUUUGCGGAAGAUUUGGAUAUACAGGUCAACCUGGGUGACGGACUAGCGAAAAUCCCCCUUUUCCUCAAGUGCGCCGACCUUUGCAGAAGCCACCCGGCUUGUGGAGGCUGGCUCUGGCAGCUAUGUACUGCAAUUUGUGCGAAAGUCAAAGUAGCGCAGUAGCAGUAGCACACGGAUCCUGUUUAAACGGCAUGAGCAUGCACAUCAUUGGUACACUCAGAAAGUGUGACGCUGAACAUGUAAAUGACAAUGUCAUCUUCAGCAUCAAUAUGCAUAUGGUUAUGGUGGAUGAAUAAAGACCAACAUCAUGUAGAACGUUCACGGUUCGCAAGAAGAUCGGAAUCAUGACAGCGAGCCAGUAGCUACAAGUAGGUACGUUCGUAACUGUGAUGUAGUGUGACAAGGAGAACGAGAAGAAAAAUUAAUCUGCAGUUGCUUGCAAUUGUGCACUUUUGCGCACCAUAGCAGCAGGGCGAGAAUGACAGCUUUUCCUGCACACUGAAGAAGUCCUUCCAAACCGCGCGACCGAUGUGGGUCAGCUGUACACCCCAUGCUGGCACGACUAUCCAAUGCAAAUAGUCUGUCUGAGUCCGGAUGGAACAAAAUCAAAAGAGCACUGUGUAGUUUGUCAGCAGGGUCAUCCUAUGCAUGAUCAAGCAGAGGAUGAGGAAGGGCCUGGAUUUGGCUUCGGGAGCUAAAAGACUUCCCUCAGAGUCAGAGGCCUAUGGUGCAUGAAAGGUUUUUGGGGUAGUUGACAGACAUUAACAAAUGGCAACUUUUAUUCGUCAUCAUACAAACUACAUAGAAUCCAACAUCAACAUGUUUGUUAGACCAAAUGAAAUCUUCUAGCAUCGCCAUCGGCUUUGGCGCGCAGCAGUAAAUAUGACAAGGUAGUACUGGCUCAGACCCGGUUGAUGUUUGCGAUGGAUAGCAGCCACCUACGUGCGAAAUGUCGAAUACGAGCCCGAAGUCGAUACGAAGCUUUGGAGAAGGACUACUGAUGUUAUCCCGUUGAAAAUGGCUCACAGAUGUAUGACCAACAACAUAUCCACAGGGAGGACCUUGAAGAUGGUUUGUUUCUUUGCGUUUCAACUAACAAGAAAACACGAUACAGACAGAUUCAGAUCAUCGGGUUUUACGUAAAUGCAGAAUGUCUAAACGUAAACCUAAACCCACAACCACAUGUGCAUGUCCUCGUGGUUGAAUACGGCUACCUAGGGGCGUAUGUCAUCAAGCGAUGAUAUCCUGAGUAAAAACGUCCCCACCCAAGAGUUGUCAUGCAGAUUUGCGAUUGCAGGAACAUUUGUAAUGCGCAUCUCCAUGAGAGGCAUUUCCAAUCGUGUUUUGGAAUCUGUAAUGCUGUAAACAGGAUGAGAUAGUGGCUUCCUCAUGCGGCUUUCCUUGCUAAGCAGCCCUACGCUGCAGAUGGAAACUUGUCAUGCACAACUCCCAAACCUUGGAGAUUUGUGUUGCAGAUUUUCCAAUUUGACUAUGGGGUGGGGACGUUUUUACCCAGGAUAGAUGAGCUGUUUAUUUUCAUCACGUGGAUGCUCGAAGAUGUGAUCAAGUAUGUGCCUGCGCCAUACAUUGCCAAUGGCGUGGCGUCGCGAUCUGCUGAGAUCACGACGCUGGCGACAGUUUUGCGCGGGGCUUGCAGGCACUUAACAAAAGCGCCCCGGAGCGCCUUGGCUCUGUCUGUGCUCUUUCCCUUUGCUUCGUCGCCCUCGAUAAAAGUGCCGCCCGCGCGGCGCCGCUCCGGCGGCCACGCCCCUCCACCCCGCCCGCGCGUCAGUUGGCUCAGCGAGAAGCGUGCGCGCCGCGCCUUGCUCUUGAAUUCGCCUCCUCGCCCUCGCGCGCCAGGCGCCCGCGCCGCGCUGCAGCCUUGUACACCGAAGCCCGCAGGGGGCCCAAUGGGGCAAAUUGCCCCAGGCGUCGCGAUCUGAAGGGAUCACGACGCCCACGGCGGUUUUGCGCGGGGCGGGCACUUAACAAAAGCGCCACGGGACGCUUUGGCUCUGCGCUCUUGCACCGGCGGAGCUUUUGUUUCCCAUGGUGCGAAAGCUCUUUGUCUCUCGAGCAAUACCAACAGCACUCGCGCGCGGGGUUGAUAUAGCGUUUAAGCAUUCGAGUGUUUAAAUUGGCGGCAGCGCAGAUUUGAAAUCUGCGUGAGCAGAUUCGAAUCUGCUCACUCUGAGCAAAUUCAAAUUUGCUCACGCAGCUUCACAGACAAACAAUCAGCUUAGCCAUUCGAGUGCUUAAUUGCUUAAAAAUAGAGAGAGAGCUUUUCUGAGAGAGCCGAUCAUCGUUCCCCGAGAGAGCUUUUCUGAGAGCUGUUCUGCUUGCUUUUUUCUUCCUCCUUUGCAUCUGUUUUCUUUCCUUCAAGCACGUUGUUAUCGUGGUUUUGUGGUCGGUGAACCGGUACCCCUGUCCGCCAUAAAAAUCUAUGACACGCAUAACAAGCGAGCACUCCCGCACACUUUCUCUUUCCUCUGCUUCAUAGGGCAGUGAGAUUGUGUUCGGUGAGACGGCAGGGGCUGAAGUGCUUUCUUUCCUCUCUCGGUCCCCGAGUGAUUUCGGUGUGAUUUUGUUAUGCCCGAGCGAAUCCGAGCUGCCAAAUAUUCCUGUCUCUGUUCUCAUGCGCGCCUUUUGUAUGAAAGUUCAAAAUGAAAAUUGCUUAAAAAUAAACAGUCACUUUAAGCAUUCGAAUGGCUAACUGACUGGUUAUUUUUGAAGCUGCGCGAGCAAAUUUGAAUUUGCUCUGAGCAAAUUUCAAAUUUGUUCACGCAGAUUUCAAAUCUGCUCGUUUCCGCCAAUUUAAGCAUUCGAAUGCUUAAACCUUGUGAGCGCGAUUUCUUAGAUGAGGCACUCGAAUGCUUAAACCUUAUGAACGCGAGUUCUUAGAUUAGGCAUUCGAAUGCUUAAACACAGAAUCUGCUGCGCGAUUAAAAGUUUCACAGAGGUUGCGGGCCUUACCCAAGUAACAUGUGCAUGCCCUCGUGGUUGUAUGUCAUCAAGCGAGGAGCUGUUUUCAUCACGUGGAUGCUCGAAGAUGUGAUCAUGGGCUUGUCUACUAAGUGGAAAUUUCCCGGAAGCCGGAAAAUUGAAAAACGUCCUGCCCUUUUGAAGACGGCGCUGCGAGUACGACGUCGAGACAAGGUGGCUGCUCGGCGGGUUGCUGCGCGGAUGUUCCUGCUUCUGCUCAAAGAAACCAGUCCAAUUGAUCCAUUCAAAAAUCCUCACUCACAGGUACUCACUAUACGAAAAUAUCAAAGCAUAAGCACUCUACAGGUCGAAAUCCUUACCCUGUCACGCCGAUCCGCCGCCAGCAGGAGAUAA